ACAGUUCGUAGUUGGAUAGUGUCCCGCAUGGACGUGCUCUGCACCGGACAGCCAGAAGGGAAAAUUCGUUGCGAUUCAUCGUUCAUCAUCGCGAGUGGUUGCAAGCGGAACGGUUUUGAGCGUCCGUUCAUGAUCGGUGCUGUGAUUUGUCACAUCGAAGUCUCUGCGUUAGCGACGAACCCCACGGCGAACGGUUGGAGGAAGCGACAUCGGUUUACGAUCGCGCGCGACUCUCAACCGGGCAGCAUAUAAUUAGGCGGGUUUUGCGUUCGGCAGAAUCGAUACCCGCUUCUAGAUCGGGCCAGCAGCAGAUAAGGGUGGGUUCCGGCCAGCUCAUUACUCAUUUCGGGGCCGGCUCCCGUACGUUCGGACGUGAUCGGAAAGCAGUGUGGCACAGUGUCCGAAUACGUGAAGCCGUCGUGUAGCAGCAGUGACACCGGACGGCGGAAGUACAGCCGAAAGCAGGGCGGGUGCUACCUAUUCAUUGACAGGCCAGUUUAAUUUGGUGGAAAAUACAAUUAAAAGUGUGUGUGUGUGUGUCUCCGGGAAGCCACCAUCAUGGAUUUUCUGCACCAGAUGAAUCUCACCGAUUUCACAAUCUCGGAACUGUUCAACGUCAAGGGAGUCGAGGAACACAUCGAUGCGUACCCUUUGAUGGCAUCGCCCGUACCGAGCUCCAUCGUGAUUGCCAUAUACCUUUACUUCAUCUACAAAUAUGGACCAAGCUACAUGGAGUACCGAAAACCCUUCAACCUGCGCUGGAUCAUUGCGGCCUACAACAUCUUUCAGGUGGUGGCGUGCGGGUACCUUGUGCUCAACUACAUUAAGGUAGGAUUCGAAUUUAACUUCAUCGGACGCUGCACACCGAAGCUCCCGGUCACCGAGUACGAGCAUGGGCUGGAUGCCGUCUACUAUGGUUGGCUCGCGAUGUGUCUCCGUAUGAUCGAAUUCAUCGAAACGGUAUUCUUCGUGCUGCGCAAGAAACAGAACCAGGUUUCCACGCUUCACGUGUACCAUCACAUCAGCACCUUCCUGAUCGUUUGGUGGAGCUUGAAGCUAAGUUUAUCCUACCAGGAGAUGUCCAUCAUGGUACUAAACUCGAUCGUACACAUGAUCAUGUACUCGUACUACUUUCUGUCUUCGUUCAAACCCUGCCAACCGUUCACGAACCGCGUCAAGCCGGUCAUUACCAUCAUCCAGCUGGCGCAGCUUGUCACGAUGCUGGUGCACGUGUAUGCCGCCCUUCAGCCGUCCUGUGCCGCCAACAAAACCAUCUACACACUGCACGCAAUCAAUCUGGUCAUCCUGAUCAGCCUGUUCACCAACUUCUACAUCCAGACGUACGUGCGAAAGGCACGGAAGCUGAAGCAAAAGUAGAGUUGUUCGUAAUUUGCUUUUAGUUUUUAACUAUUGUGUGGGUUAAGCAUAUGGGUGGGUGAAAAUUGGAGGUGAAAAGAUUAAGCGUAAACAUUAUGCCAGACAAAUCAGCAGCAGCUGCAGUGCAGUAGCAACCCACAGCAUGUUACCGAAUGCAUCCAAAUGGGUGUCAUCGGUAACAUUUCUGUGUCUGCUCCAGAUUUCACAACGACGCGCGAAGGCUGUACAUUUUAUCUAUUUAUGCACUUUCCUUUUGCAUCCUUUCAUCUUCUACAAAAACCCUGAACUGCCUUCAAAAAAUACUGUUUUUUUUUACAUUUGAGAUAAACGAUAAAUAAAUAAAAAUAAAAAUGUCCCCUUUUGUGUGUACAA
Molecule: messenger RNA, 1749 nt
Organism: Anopheles stephensi (Asian malaria mosquito)
Lineage: Eukaryota; Metazoa; Arthropoda; Insecta; Diptera; Culicidae
Product: elongation of very long chain fatty acids protein 1-like
Exons: 5
Coding region: 559-1377 (272 amino acids)
Biological process (GO): very long-chain fatty acid biosynthetic process; fatty acid elongation, monounsaturated fatty acid; sphingolipid biosynthetic process
Cellular component (GO): endoplasmic reticulum membrane
Molecular function (GO): fatty acid elongase activity
Source: RefSeq, a predicted model, not a curated record